Molecule: messenger RNA, 432 nt
Organism: Plasmopara halstedii
Lineage: Eukaryota; Oomycota; Peronosporomycetes; Peronosporales; Peronosporaceae
Exons: 2
Coding region: 1-432 (143 amino acids)
Cellular component (GO): mitochondrial inner membrane
Source: RefSeq, a predicted model, not a curated record
AUGCGUGCCGCUAGUAUCCUCGCUCGGCGUUUGGCUCUUUCGUCAGGCCGCCGCGCGGUAUCCUCGUCCCACGGCCACAGUCACAACUACCCGCACGGAAUGCACUUUCACGUCAGCGCCGUGCACAAAAAUCUGGCUCUGGCCUACGGCACGAUGCUCUGGCUCUGGGUCUUUUGGCGGGCCAAGCAUGACGGCCUUGCCGUUCUGGGUCUCGAACACCCCUGGGAUCACCACGGUCAUCACGACGAAACACACGCCGAGGGGGCUUCUAAAGGCAGCUAUCUGCUUGUGGACGGUAAGAUUCAGUACGAACGCUCGGAGAUUGGUGUCAUGCCUACGCCCAUUGAGAUAAAUGGCGAAAUGGAGAGUGAGGAGAGUGAAGAGGCUGCUUUUGACGUCAUGGACGACCUGCACGAUAAAGACGAGGAGUGA